Molecule: messenger RNA, 1670 nt
Organism: Exaiptasia diaphana
Lineage: Eukaryota; Metazoa; Cnidaria; Anthozoa; Actiniaria; Aiptasiidae
Source: RefSeq, a predicted model, not a curated record
CUUCUGCACACCCAGGUUCCAUCCUUACAUACGAGUCAAGAGACUCAAGAAGACACGUUUUGAAGAUGGAAUCUUAUGUGACUCUCUUGAUCGCAUGUUUUUCAGUACUGUCCGUUCAGUUAACAUCUCGAAUAACUGAGGCCCARCAAUGUCAGGCUUCAGUGGAUGRAAUAUCUCUCUCAGGUCAUGUCAUGUCGACUGUUGUUGUCGAUGAUAUCGGUAGUUGUUCGGACAAAUGUGCAGCCACACCAGGAUGUCAGAGCAUCAAUUUCUACAUGAAAAGCUCACUCUGUGAGUUGAACAACAAAACAGUGGAGAACACGCCCAGCCAYAAAGUACAGAACAAUCGUGCUGUGUACUUUAAGAACCCAGAUGGUAAUUUUACCGAGUGGAGCAACUGGACAUCUUGUUCUCUGUCAUGUGGUAAUGGCACACGAUAUCGAAGUCGUUCUUGCACCAACCCAGCACCUGCUCAUGGUGGAAAGAACUGCACUGGACCUUACAAUGAGACACAGAACUGCCAUUGCCUUAGAGGACUUGAGAAUUCARCUAUUCUCUAUGAGCAUGGCAACAUGACAUACUUGCAGAAACUCUCCACAUACCUUCAGCCAGUGCUUCAAGAUGCAAGUAAGAGUCGUUGGGUGAGAUGUUGGAGAGCUGCUAGCGAUGGAUGGGAUGUGACUAAGACAUUCCACCCCAAGUGUGACAACAAAGGACCAACAGUUACCAUUGUUCGUGUUGAUAGAUACAUCUUUGGUGGCUAUUCUGAUGUAUCAUGGGAUAGUUCCAGUGGCUACACGUUCUCCACUAAAGCUUUCCUGUUCUCACUGAACAACACACGUGGUUACAGUCCCGUCAAGUUACCUGCUGUACAGCGUCACCAGUAUGCUAUAUAUAAAGACAGUGGUUAUGGUCCUACAUUCGGUGCUCAUGACAUGUACAUAUCUAACCAGGCAUCAAGUAAUGCUGGUAGUUUCCACUCUGUGUACACAUACAAAGCUCCACCAGGUGGCAGCUCAUUCUACACAGGCAACACUCACUUUACACCCAGUGACGUUGAGGUUUUCUAUGAAACCACUAACUAGCAAUGAAGCUGUCUGAAACUCAUUCAACAAGUAAUUGUAAUACUCUUUAGAAAGUUUUUGUAGGAUUUAUAUUAAAAAACCUGUUAUGUUGAAAAUUAAGUUGGAUUGCAAAAAAAUCAGUGAAAGCACCUUUAAAUAUGKCGGUUUCUUUCUUUCUUUUGUUCUUUUUUCUUUCCUCUUCUGUUUUCUUUUUUACUCAAUAAUGCUUGCUUCUGAUUUGCUGAUUUGCUGAUCAAAUGCGGAAGAAUGAAUGGAAAACAAUUACCAGCUUUUUUUAAAUGAAUGAAAGAAAGUCAAUCAGAGUCAAACUAAAAACUGAAACACGACUUUCCGGUAUAAACAUUGUACUAACAUGUACUCAGUAAAGUAGGUCCAAUUGUUAAUGAAUUUUCUCAGAAUCCAUUUGGUUUAUUAAUCCAUAAUGCUACAGCCUUUCUGAGCAAAAUAAAAAUAAUUCUACAGUAGUUCGAGGCUCAAUAUAUCUGUUAUUUCAGUUAUUUCAUGUAACCAAGUAAAAGCACAGCUAUAAGAUAAUGUAAUGUAGGGUGAUGGUUUAGUCUCAAUAAAAAUAAAAUAUUUGGCACA